AAAACCUACUAAUGAAUGUUGUUAUACAUUGACAUAGAUUAACAAUGCGGAUUUAAAAAAUAAAUAAAUAAAUAAAUAAAUAAGCAAAAAGCAUAUAUUUGAAUGUCACAAAAUAAGAAACUACAUUAAAGUAAUAUUAAUACUCAGGCGCACUUCUCUUUCCUGUAAGAUCCCGCAAGCGGCCACUUUGGAGACACCAAAAUGUCUGGAAAGAGUUUUCGGGUGAGCGACGGAGACUGGAUUUGUCCAGAUAAAAAAUGUGGAAAUGUGAACUUUGCCAGAAGAACGAGCUGUAACCGAUGUGGAAGGGAGAAAACGACUGAAGCAAAGCUGAUGAAGGCAGGGGGAACAGAGAUCGGGAAGACUCUGGCUGAGAAGAGCAGGGGACUCUUCAGCGCCAACGACUGGCAGUGCAAAACAUGUGGAAACGUGAACUGGGCCAGAAGAUCAGAGUGUAACAUGUGUAACACCCCCAAAUACGCCAAGCUCGAGGAAAGAACAGGAUACGGUGGAGGUUUUAACGAGAGAGAGAAUCUGGUUUACAACGAGAGAGAAGAGUCCGAUGGCGAGUAUGAUGAGUUUGGCCGCAUAAAAAAGAAGUUUCGAGGGAAAAACAAGAAAGACGGCGAGACAAAGGGAGAACCGGAAAAGAAAGACGAGGUCGGGGGCAAUGAGGAGGAGGAAGAGGAGGAGGAAGAAGAUGGAGAUCUUUCAAAAUACAAACUUGAUGACGACGACGACGAUGACGACGACGACGACGACGACGACGAUGAAGAUGAGGCCGAUUUGUCCAAGUACGAACUGGACGCGAGUGACGAGUUGAAGCCGUCGGAGAAGAAAGGCAGCGGCUCGGGUUCUUCUCGCUCGUCCUCUCGCUCCUCCAGCUCGAGCUCCCGCUCUCGGUCCAGGUCCAGAUCCCGGUCCAGGAGCUCGUCCGGUUCCAGAUCACGCUCUCGCUCGAGGUCUCGCUCAAGAUCCAGCUCCCGCUCUGGGAAAGGCUCCGCGUCCUCGAGAAAGAGGUCUCGCUCGUCCUCGCCGUCCCCUGAGAGAGGCCAGAAGAGAAGUCGCUCCAGAUCCUCCUCUGGCGGACGCAAAAAAAGACGCUCUCGCUCCCAGUCGUCCGAAAGGUUUGGGUUUAUGUGGUGUAACAAAAUGGCCUAUUGGCUUCCUUUUUACAUUUUAUUAUAUCACUGGUGUAUGAUUUCCGCUUUCCUGUGGGAGAUGUUGCAGACCCGCCAACCUCCGUCUGCGUUCGCUUCCUUUUUAAAAAAAAAAAGGGGAGAGAUGAUCCAUUCGGUGUAUGAAUCUGGAACGAUUGACAGUUGGGUAGAAGCUUUGAACUCUCUGAUAUUAACAAACACCCCGGGGAAGCCCCGCCCCAUUUAGCCUGUCUCGUCUCGAUUGUUGGUCCUGCGUUCCUCGAUUUCCGUAACGGUAAACGGAAUAUAUCUUGUGUCGUUGACGUAAAAUAAAAUCUAUCCGCGUAUGUUCGCCUUAGCUAACGUUGGUGGUGCUUGAAAGUUUGCGAACCCUUCAGAACUUUCUAUAUAUCUGCAUAGAUAUGACUGAAAAUGACAACGAGUCUUCCAGGCCCAGAUGGAGCAAAACGGACCCAGACAGUGAUACUACCACCACCGUGUUUCACAGACGGGAUCAGGUUCUUAUGCUGGAAUGUAGCGUUUUUCCUUUCUCCAAACAUGACGCUUCUCAUUUAAACCAAAAGCUCCCAUUUUGGACUCGUCUGUCCAUAAGACAUUUCCCCGUUAGCCUUCUGGCUCGUCCACGUGAUCUUUAGUGAACUUCAGAAGGGCAUCGAUGUUGUUUACGGGGAGCAGAGGCUUUCUCCUUGCAACUCUGCCGUGCACACCAUCGUUGUUCCGUGUUCUCCCGAUGGUGGACUCGCGAACAUUAACAUUAUAUCCGUGUAUCACACAACGCAAGUGUAAUAUAUUUAUCGUAUGUUGAAUUCCGUUCUCUUUGUCUACGUUUAGGACUUGGGUAGCAGUAUGAUGAUGGUUGAGGUCAUGUUUACGCACAAAUAUGGGAAAUUCUAAAGGGUUCACAAACUUUCAAGCACCACUGUAGAUUAAAAUAACAAGAACUAAAAGUCUGUUCUUUCUCCUCCCGGUUGGCGGGUCUGCCGUUGGUGUUUGUACUUCUCUUCUUGAUGAUUUUUAUUUCUCUUCGUCCUAAUACGACCCAACGCUAAGUUACCUGUGCUCUCUCUUUCUCUUUUUGUCUCUCUCUGUAACUCUAGGGGGCGUGGCUCAUCCGGAUCGUCUCGUUCUGGCUCCGGCUCACAAAAGAAAUGAAUAAUAAAAUUCUCAAACGCACAAAUUGGGGGAAGAGGAAAUCUUUCUAAAACUGCAUGUUGUCUUUGGGGAGGAGAAAAAAAAAAAUCUAACUGUGCUGUUUUAAAAUGAGAAAGAUGCAGUACUCCAAUGUUCAGUCUUUUUCUGUUUUUUUUUUUUUUUUUUUUUUUUUUUUUUUUUUUGGUAACCAAAAUCUGCCUUUCUGACCGUGUGAACUAUCCGAAACUUCUAACGACGACAAUUCAGUAGUGCUACAGAAAAUACUAGGAGCUUCAUGUAGAAUUGUCAUGAAUUAUUAGCUGACGCUGAUUUUU
This is a messenger RNA of Ictalurus punctatus (channel catfish), 2626 nucleotides long. RefSeq names its product zinc finger, RAN-binding domain containing 2 (gene zranb2). The transcript has 9 exons. Gene Ontology annotation, molecular function: RNA binding; lipopolysaccharide binding. Bases 202 to 1386 code for a protein of 394 amino acids. NCBI's taxonomy places the organism in Eukaryota, Metazoa, Chordata, Actinopteri, Siluriformes, Ictaluridae. The record is from RefSeq and is a predicted model, not a curated record. Gene Ontology annotation, biological process: RNA processing.